GGGUGGUUGUCCUUUUCAUUAUUCUCGUUAUUGUUACCUUAUUAGAAGCAAAGCAACAAGAAUCCCUGUUUGGGUGCAACCCAAGUCGUCUUGAGCCACACCUCUUCCAGCCAUAGCUUACGCUAUCCAAACCAUCCAAAACUCACUUCCCGACAUCCUCCAUCCUUUGUUUUCCAACAACACUCCACCCCUUCAUCGCGGUCGUCCCCUCCUCUCGUCCUCCGCAUCGAGAGCGUCCAUCUUCAACCCGUUCCCGUUGAUUCCGGACUGGUUGCUCGUAAACACCCACACAUUCGUUCGCCUUACUUGCCAACUAUGGCUCCCAGAACUCAGCCCGUUAUCGCCCAAGGCACUCGGUCAUUACGAACCAUCAGUUCCGAACUGGAAUUCCUCGUUGAUAUAGAUGCCAUUACGCAAGCACAACGCUCUGCCAUCCUCGCACAACUCCCAAGCGAGGCGCAACUCCAGGCCUCAAUCCAGCAGUCCGCAGCAGAUACACCACCGCCGGCAAAUCAAUUGUCCAACAUGCGAUUGAAUGAGAAGGGCCAUGAGCCGCAUUCCUACAACGACCCCAUUCCACCCCCCGCAUACGCCUCCGGUCCGCCGGUCCUAUCCAUUGCAUCUGCCCUUUACGCUUACACUCCUACUGAUGCUGGGGAUUUGGCUUUGCAGCCCCAGGAUAGAAUCCAGGUUCUAGAGCACAUGAAUAAUGACUGGUGGCGAGGCCGGAACGAACGCACACGCCUUGAAGGAAUUUUCCCGCGAACCUAUGUCAGUGUGAUCGAGGAGAAAUCAACAAUUCAUUCACCGCAGCCAGUCAGCAGUUAUGGCAAUCUUCCUCUUGAAAUUUCUCAUUCAGGGUCCUCUGGAUCACACAAACCCAGCAAGUUCGAAGAGAAUGGGAAGAAAUUCGGAAAGAAAAUGGGUAAUGCCGCAAUCUUCGGUGCUGGUGCGACUGUUGGCUCCAAAAUUGUCAACGGCAUUUUUUAAGCUGAUGCCAUCGCCAACGAUUCGAGAUCUGUUUCUUUUGUUUUUGGGCUCUGUUAGGUUGGAUGAAUACUUGGGAUUUAACGCAUGGAAUACCGGCGUUGGUGGCUCCUUUUUUAUUUUAACUCGAGAUUAUAUUCGUCCCAGCAAGAUCAAGGCACGAAAAUGCUACAGCAAGCCCAGCGUCAUGUAUCGACUCGUCUCUCACCUCCGACUUGCGACGUUGGUCUUUUAUAUUGGGAUACUACUAUUAGCGGUCGCUAGAUCGACGGCAUCACUCACAUCUCGCUACCACAUCUGUACGCUUCAUAAGGUACUAGGUAUAUCGACUCUGCGCAGGGAUCCCCACAUUUUUCCACUCUACGUGAAUGUCCGUGUUGAUCUAUUCACAGCGGUGAUCGAUCUCACGAUACAGACUAUGGAAUUGAGUAAAUAUGCCAGUCUGCCGCCCGCCACCUUCGAACAAAUCGAUGAUUCGCGCAAUCCUGCGGCAGCCCUAGUAGCAGGCUCCCAAUUUUGGAUAAAAUCUCUUUCUACUGCUUUCCUUGUUUAGCCCGCCACUUUCCUUUCCUCAAAUCUCAACCCUAAGAUUUUCUUUUUCUUUUUCCUCCUUUCUUUCGUGCUAAUAAUGACGUCGCCAUUUUGUGUCGAUUUUUCCCUGGAUCCUUGUCCAAUUACCUGUAUUGCUGCUGUAUUUUUUUUUAUUUCUUCUUUACCUCCUCGGUCUGUUGUCCUUCGCCCUUCAAAUUGGUAAUGCAAAGCCACAUGGAGCGGUUGGUAUAUUUCCUUCACCCCUUUCGUGGUUUAUCAGUUUGUUGGAGAAUAGAUCGGUUUUUUUUUCUUUCUUUUUGUCCAAAACAAACCUACCCUGGAAAGAACAUACUCUGAUUGCCUUUUGUGCUGGUCGGGUAUGCGGAAUUUGGGCCAAUGGACUUUUUACUUGCUGUU
Molecule: messenger RNA, 1935 nt
Organism: Histoplasma capsulatum G186AR
Lineage: Eukaryota; Fungi; Ascomycota; Eurotiomycetes; Onygenales; Ajellomycetaceae
Product: SH3 domain-containing protein
Exons: 4
Coding region: 316-990 (224 amino acids)
Biological process (GO): protein transport to vacuole involved in ubiquitin-dependent protein catabolic process via the multivesicular body sorting pathway
Cellular component (GO): ESCRT-0 complex
Molecular function (GO): protein binding
Source: RefSeq, a predicted model, not a curated record